Molecule: messenger RNA, 552 nt
Organism: Penicillium nucicola
Lineage: Eukaryota; Fungi; Ascomycota; Eurotiomycetes; Eurotiales; Aspergillaceae
Exons: 2
Coding region: 1-552 (183 amino acids)
Source: RefSeq, a predicted model, not a curated record
AUGCUGGAGAAUGCACUUGAAAAGUUAUUCCCCAGUGGUGAACUAGACGACAUUACCCGCUCUUUGCUUGCCGAUGAUUCACCCACAGGCCAGAACUCUUUGAUUCAAUCAUUCAUCGACACUAAUGAAGCCUCACUGGAUGACUCGCUGGAGCCAGACGCUAGGACACUGGACAAUACGUUCGUCGACUCCCAGUCAUUGUCUGUGGUCAACACGGAUUACGAUUUGCUCGGAUUGGGAUCUGAGGGGCAAACCAUAUCCCUUGAAUAUUUCCCAGACAAAGAUGAGCUGUUUAAUCAUGGCGUGGAGCCACUUUUACUGCGAUGGGUGCAGCAAACGCACAUCUACAAGGACAGUGCACUUCCAACAGAAGAACACACCGCCGAGGCACAAUGCAAUGCAGCGGGCCUCGCUAUCGCGCGCGACACAAUUGAUUACAUUGCAGAAUCUAUCGUGGAGGGGUCCUAUGACAAGAUGACUCUUGCUUUUACCUUGUACGUUGUGUUCUGCUCUCCGUUGCUCACCCCUGUCAAUAUAGAUGGCUCUCCAUAA